UAUCUAAAAAGUUUCCAAGAAAGAGAAAAAACAGAGGUAUAGAAGAAGAAAGAGAAACAUUAACGGUCGAAGCUCGAAGCUCGAAGCCGAAGCCGAAGCCGAAGCCUCUCUAGUCGCCGGUGGUCUCCGGUCACCACAGAAGAUUGAACCAAGUCGCAUCUCCAAGGGAAUCGCCGUUCGCAAUUGUUAGAGUUUUUGAGAAUUGGGGGAAAUCCAAAAUUAGGUUAGUAAUUUACUGAUUUUGGGUUUUUUUCAAAAAAAUAUGGCCUAAAAUUCCAAGGAAACGUCAGAAAAUGGUCUAAGCCAUCCUUAAUACGUACCCGAGCAAGAGGCUAGCCGUCCCCAAAUAAUUUGGGCCAAAUUGGAUUGCCGUACCACUUUCGAAGGGGACGCCUUGGGAUGUUUCCAAGCCGUAACCGUCCCCGAAACGUUUCCGAUACGGGAGACGGCUACAAUCUGACGAAUCCGUGUAUCCUUGCUUGCCGUCCAAUACUUGUAUUGAAGCAGCUUCUGAGGAUUGAACUAUGAAUUCCGAGAGGAGGAUUACCCGUAGUUGUUCUAGAUUGUUGGGAAGAAAAGUAGUUGUUGGGUUGAAUUCACAAAGUAAACAAAUAGGCAGGAAUUUGUUCAACAAUCAGAGUUAUGAAUGGAAAGCGAGGAAAGUUCUCAGUCCGGUGCAACCCUCAGCUGUUACAGUAGGUGGUGAAGUGAAAGGAAAAAGUUGUACUAAGGGGAAGGAAAACAGAAGUGAUUCUUGUAAAGGUUCUAAAACAAUUAAGUCGACUUAUCUUUCUGGUUGUGUUAAUAGAGGAGGUCAAAGGGGAAGACGAAACAAUCUUUUUGAUGAUGAACAUGGAAGGGAUGGCAAAACAGAUGAUUCAUGCAAACAGAAGGAGGGAAAUGUGGAGAGGAGGAUUACACGUAGUGUUUCUAAAACAGAUGAUUCUUGCAAGAAAAAAGAUGGAUAUGUGGAGAGGAGGAUUACGCUUAGUGUUUCUAAAACAGAUGAUUCAUGCAAACAAAAAGAUGGAAAUGUGGAGAGGAGAAUUACGCGUAGUGUUUCUAAACAGGUGGGUUUAAAUUGUCAAACUAUGUUGAGGCGGAGCACCCGAAUGUCUUCUACAGGCAGUGUUUCAUACAUUAAGACUGAACCACGAAUGACAAUACAAUGUGGUUCAGUGUUGUCUGCCUGUGUUAUAGAAGACGAGAAGAAAGAUUCAAAAGACAUCAAGGCUAAGGAAAAGAAAUCUGAUGAUUGUGCUGAAGUAGAUAUACAAGGAAGAAGGGAAUCCAAGCUGACUGGAGUGAAAAGGAGAAGAAAGCAAGAUGUGCUUCAAGGGAAUAGUCAAGGGUGGACAAAGGAGCAGGAAGUAGCGUUGCAUAAAGCUUAUUUCUCUGCAAAACCAAGUCCGCAUUUUUGGAAGAAAGUUGCUAAACUGGUUCCAGGAAAGUCUGCUCAAGAAUGUUUUGAUAAAGCUCACUCAGACAAUCAGACUCCACUUUCCUCUAAGUCAUCUUCAAGAGCUAAAAAACAGAACUUACCAUCUAACUUAGUCUCUGGAAGUGAAUUGUUUAAAUAUGUUGAAACGAAGAGAAAAAGGCCUUGCAAGAGUAAGUGUAAGAGCCGGGUGGCACGUAAAACUGUGAGACAAUUAUUGCAGAAGUAUUGUCAUGUGAAUCAAGAUAAUGAAGCAGAUUUGUUUGCUGUUCUUGAGCCUUCAGUAAAUUACUCAGCUGAAGCCCUUCAGCUGAAUGCUGUACAGUUGACUCCGAAACAAUUACAGAGAAGCCCAGAUUCCUCAAAGUCUUGGGACAGAUCUUCUUCUGGCCGUAAGAACCACCUUUCGAGGUUCAGCAAUCGAAGUGCAAGCCCCCUUACAAGUCCUCCAGUUCUGAAGAAGGUGAAGAAUAUGGCUUUACAUGAGAAGUAUAUUGACCAAUUGCACAUCAGGGAGAAUAAGAGAACGGUGGCUUUCUCACGCUGUCUGAAGUCAGCUCGUAACCAAUUGGAUAGAAAAGAAAACUCUGUAAACUCUGUUCACGUGAAGGAUAUCAUUAAAGCAGCGAAAGAUGCCCUAGUUUUUGAUGCCAAAGAUGCCAUUGAUAAAUUUCAACAGUCGCAGGCCAAUACUACAGAAGGAGUUUCAGACUCUGAGGAAUUUCUAUAUAGUGAUAAUGAUGAAGAUGAAGCUGUGCUGUAAGAUGCAUCCUUGAGCAUGCAACUAUAGUAAUGGGACUCAAUUCGUUUGAGCUGCUGUAUGAUCAGAAAGAUCUGUUAAGAUGAUGGAUUUAACCAGGGCUGAGGCUGCACUAGUUUCUGACCCAAGCGACUGUUAUCCGAGGAAAUCUUCAAUCACUGUUAAAGAUGAAACAGAAUUUUAAGAUUCUCUCUUGAGCUUGCUAACAUAUUAGAACUUGGAGUUAGAUCUGACUUUGUAAUACUGUACUAUCCAAGUAUGAAUGUAUAUUCAAAGUUAAUCCAUAGGCUUUUUACCUAGCCCCAGUCGUAACCUAGGUUAGAGACAUAGAGAUACAUUUUUUGUAUUGUCAUUCUCUGUACAUUAGUACAUUUGAGGCAUCAUAUCUGGCUGCUGCAUUUUGAUUCCCAAGAUAAUGUUUAUAUUCAGGAAUUUCCUGAUCAAUGUGAGUGUCUGAGUUCGUAUGA
This is a messenger RNA of Chenopodium quinoa (quinoa), 2665 nucleotides long. Its product is annotated as mis18-binding protein 1-like. The coding region runs from base 525 to 2201 and encodes 558 amino acids. The record is from RefSeq and is a predicted model, not a curated record. The transcript is spliced from 3 exons. NCBI's taxonomy places the organism in Eukaryota, Viridiplantae, Streptophyta, Magnoliopsida, Caryophyllales, Amaranthaceae.